CUGUAAUGAAACCGGAGAGCGGAGCCCCUCUCCCUUAUUCUCAAGUUGCAAAGAAUCAGGAGAACCCUAAUCGGUCGGGCCGUUCGAUCCUCUAAUCCAGAGGGCGAUCGAAGGAGCUAUUGCUAAGUUCUUAUUCUAAUAAGGAAAUCAAAGGCCGAAAAAGACGGCCGGUUUUUCCUCCGCCUCCGGGCGUUGCAAUCUUGGAAUCUGAGGUUGUUCGGCACUUUGGGUGGUUCAUAAGAAACCAAAAGGUGGGUUUUUGCGGUUUCUUACUGUGUUCUUUUGUGAUUUGGGAGGAGGAGGGGAUUGGUCUUGUAGGAAGAGAAGGGGAGAGAAGGGUUUGUUGAUGGAUCCCAAGGUGCUGGAUGGAAUAAUCCAAAGGCUGCUGGAAGUGAAGGGCGGCCGGCCGGGGAAGCAGGUGCAGCUCCUGGAGGCGGAGAUCCGACAGCUAUGUCUCGUGUCGAAGGACCUCUUUCUUCAGCAGCCCAACCUCUUGGAGCUCGAGGCGCCCAUUAAGAUUUGUGGUGAUAUUCAUGGUCAGUAUUCUGACCUUUUGAGACUUUUUGAAUAUGGUGGAUUGCCACCUCAAGCCAAUUACUUGUUCUUAGGGGAUUAUGUGGACCGAGGAAAACAAAGCCUUGAAACAAUAUGCCUUCUUUUAGCCUACAAAAUUAAGUAUCCAGAGAAUUUUUUUCUUUUGAGGGGCAAUCAUGAAUGUGCAUCCAUAAAUCGUAUCUAUGGGUUCUAUGAUGAAUGCAAGCGCAGAUUCAAUGUGAGACUCUGGAAGGUCUUCACUGAUUGUUUUAACUGCCUGCCUGUGGCAGCUCUUAUUGAUGAAAAAAUCCUAUGCAUGCAUGGAGGUCUUUCUCCGGACUUGAAUAAUUUGGACCAAAUUCGUAAUUUAGCACGGCCUACUGAUGUGCCAGACAAUGGAUUACUCUGUGAUCUUUUGUGGUCGGAUCCUAGUAAAGAGAUCCAAGGAUGGGGAAUGAAUGAUAGGGGUGUUUCAUAUACUUUUGGACCUGAUAGGGUCACUGACUUUCUUCAGAAGCAUGAUCUAGACCUUAUUUGCCGUGCUCACCAGGUGGUGGAGGAUGGAUAUGAGUUCUUUGCUGAUAGGCAACUUGUAACAAUCUUCUCAGCUCCAAAUUACUGUGGUGAAUUUGACAAUGCUGGUGCUAUGAUGAGCGUGGAUGAGACCCUGAUGUGUUCAUUCCAAAUUCUGAAGCCUGCAGCUUCAGAAAAGAAAAGGUUUGGAUUUGGUAGUACUGCUGCAUCUAGAACUGGAACUCCUGCUUGGUAGUUGUGCUGCAAUGCAGAUCAAGACCCUCUCUCCAGGAAUCAAGCAGUCUUCUUGGUGCAAGAGCAUGAGAACCGGCAAUCUUAGAAAGCCAGCCAUCACAUACUGAUUACUGAUCUCUUGUUCUCAAAGGUAUCAAGCAGCAUGUGCUGUGAACAAUAUGAAGGUAUUUGUUCCGAUGAGAUUUUUGGCAUCGACCAUGUCGAUGUUUUAUGUACAAUAGUUACGUGUGGCACGCACAUGCUUAACUUUGUGAGUUGUGAAUUUUCUUGAUCUGCAUAAAAAGGUCGAAUUUGUCACGUAGAAGAUGAUUUACUAUAUUUUUGAGACUAAUGUAUACACUGAUUAUGCUAUUUUUAUGCAUGUCUUACCAUUUAUGA
Musa acuminata AAA Group (dessert banana) is the source of this 1680-nucleotide messenger RNA. RefSeq names its product serine/threonine-protein phosphatase PP1. The coding region runs from base 347 to 1303 and encodes 318 amino acids. NCBI's taxonomy places the organism in Eukaryota, Viridiplantae, Streptophyta, Magnoliopsida, Zingiberales, Musaceae. The record is from RefSeq and is a predicted model, not a curated record. The transcript has 4 exons. Gene Ontology annotation, cellular component: nucleus; cytoplasm. Gene Ontology annotation, molecular function: protein serine/threonine phosphatase activity.